Saprolegnia parasitica CBS 223.65 is the source of this 855-nucleotide messenger RNA. RefSeq lists its product as hypothetical. NCBI's taxonomy places the organism in Eukaryota, Oomycota, Saprolegniomycetes, Saprolegniales, Saprolegniaceae. The coding region runs from base 1 to 855 and encodes 284 amino acids. Gene Ontology annotation, molecular function: oxidoreductase activity, acting on paired donors, with oxidation of a pair of donors resulting in the reduction of molecular oxygen to two molecules of water. The transcript is spliced from 3 exons. The record is from RefSeq and is a predicted model, not a curated record.
AUGGCGAUCGCGUGGAAGCAGCACAUCCAAAACGCCAACUGGCCCAUGGUCUUCUACCUCACCUUUUGCCACGCGCUCGCGCUCGUCGGGCUUGUCGCGAUCCCGCAGUGCUCGUGGCAGACGCUCGCGUUCACCUUCGUGCUGGCCGAGCUCUCGGGCCUCGGCAUCACGGGCGGCGCCCACCGGCUGUGGAGCCACCGCGCGUUCAAGGCGCAUUGGACGGUCCGCGUCUUCCUCAUGCUCUGCAACAUGGUCGCCAACCAGGGCACCGUGUACCACUGGAGCCGCGACCACCGCGUGCACCACAAGUACUCGGAGUCGGAGGCCGACCCGCACAACGCGCUCCGCGGCAUGUUCUUCGCCCACAUUGGCUGGCUCCUCAUGGCCAUCAACCCGUGGGGCAACCUCUUCAUGAGCUUUGGCUUCCCGAUGCUCGUGUGCCACUACUACUUUGGCGAGUCGCUCUGGAACGAGCUCAUGGUCGCCGGCUUCCUCCGCUACGUGCUCAUCCUCCACUGCACGCAAGGCUGCAAGAAGCUGCGUGGUCUGGGAUCGACCGAGAACGCGAUCGUUGCGCUCCUCGCGAUCGGCGAGGGCUGGCACAACUGGCACCACGUCUUCCCGUACGACUACGCCGCCAGCGAGUUUGGCAUCGCGUCGCAGUACAACCCGACCAAGCUCUUCAUUGACAUUUGCGCCUACGUCGGCCUCGUCACGAACCGGAAGCGCGCGCUCAAGGCGUGGGAGGCGCGGCGUGCGAAGCGCGAGACCGUCGACGCGUUCGACAUCCCGGACGGCUACGAGCUCAAGGAGGGCGAGUGCGAGGACGCGGCGCCCAAGGCCAAGGCCGCGUAA